This is a messenger RNA of Formica exsecta, 3106 nucleotides long. Its product is annotated as squamous cell carcinoma antigen recognized by T-cells 3-like. Gene Ontology annotation, molecular function: RNA binding; protein binding. Gene Ontology annotation, biological process: RNA processing. The transcript has 6 exons. The record is from RefSeq and is a predicted model, not a curated record. NCBI's taxonomy places the organism in Eukaryota, Metazoa, Arthropoda, Insecta, Hymenoptera, Formicidae. Bases 140 to 2872 code for a protein of 910 amino acids.
UUUUCAGCAUCUCGACGACACUGCGAAAGAGAAUACAUAAACAUAACCUUCAACGUCUAUCGUGAUCUUGCAAUUCAAUAACAACAGAACAAUUUUAUACGUAGUUCCUCGGCGACAGUAAUUAUCAAUCUCAAGAAGAAUGGAGGAGGAGAUGGAUGUCGCGAACGAGGAGGAUCACGCAAAAGCUUAUCGAGAAGAAGCCGCGGACGAGAUCGAGGAAGAGAUGAGGGACGAAAUGGAGGAAGAAGCCGACGAUAAAAUCGAUGAUAGCGGAUCUGACAACGACGACGACGACGACGACAAUGACGAGGCCAUCGAUGAAGCAGAAGUAAAGUCCCUGCAAGCUUUCUUAACAGAAAAUCCAUACGAUUACGCCACUCACGUAGCUCUGAUCAACAAGUUGCACAAAAUGGGCGAGCUAGAUCGUCUGCGAACUGCCCGGGACAAUAUGAGCAACAUGUAUCCGUUGAGUCCAGAACUUUGGCUCUCCUGUAUACGGGACGAGAUCAAGCUGGCAGUCACACCGGAGCAAAAGGCUGAAAUAGUAAAACUAUGCGAACGAGCUGUUAAAGAUUAUACUUCUGUAGAAGUAUGGCUGGAAUACCUGCAUUUUAGUAUUGGAAAUAUGGGAACAGAGAAGGAUGCAGCUGAAAAUGUUCGCGAGCUUUUUGAACGAGCACUGACUGUUGUUGGAUUGCAUACCAUUAAAGGGGCAAUAAUAUGGGAAGCGUUUCGAGAAUUCGAAACUGUUUUACUCACGCUGAUCGAUACUGCAAAUGUGGCAGAAAAGAAGCAACAGUUGGGACGUAUUGGCAAUUUAUUCCGACGUCAAUUAGCGUGUCCUCUUUUAGAUAUGAAAAAAACUUAUGAGGAAUAUCAAUCCUGGCGCACAGAAGAUGAUACAGAAGCUGUUAUUGAUGACAAAAUUGUGUUAAGAGGAUAUGAGCAGGCUUCUACAAAGUUGAACUUGCUUAUUCCUUAUGAAGAAAAACUCAACUCUACACAAGGGGAAAGCGAACUGCUUGAUGCUUACAAGGGAUAUUUACUUUAUGAAAAACAACAGCAUGAUCCAGGACGUAUUACAGUUCUGUAUGAAAGGGCAGUAACCGAUCUGAGCUUAGAAGAGUCAAUCUGGUUGGACUAUCUUAUCUAUCUUGAAGAUACAAUAAAGAUUGAAUCUGUAUUAGACCAAGUUUAUCAGAGAGCAUCAAGGAACAUUCCGUGGUGCCCAAAAGUUUGGCAAAAAUGGAUAAGAUUUUACGAAAAAUGGGAAAGACCUAUAUUGGAAGUGCAAAAGUUAUUAGAAAAUGCCUUAUCAAAUGGCUUCUCGAUGGCAGAAGAUUAUCGAAAUCUGUGGAUUACAUAUCUCGAAUAUUUGCGGCGCAGAAUCGAACGAUGUUCCGAUGAAGAGAAAGAGAAACAUCUAGAUGUUAUUCGUAAUACGUUCAACAGAGCAUGUGAGCACCUGGCAAAGUAUUUUGGCUUGGAUGGAGAUCCCAACUGCGUUAUCUUGCAAUAUUGGGCAAGAACUGAAGCGAUACAUGCAAAUAACAUGGAGAAAGCUAGGACGUUAUGGGCCGACAUUCUUUCACAAGGGCAUUCUGCGACGGUUUCUUAUUGGUUGGAAUAUAUAUCGCUAGAAAAGUGCUACGGAGAUACAAAACAUUUAAGGAAGCUAUAUCAGAAAGCUUUGACUUCCGCAAAAGAUUGGCCGGAAAGUAUAAUAAAUGCAUGGAUAGAUUUUGAACGUGAUGAAGGAACUUUAGAGCAAAUGGAACUCUGUGAGGCAAAAACAAAGGAGAAGCUUGAUAAACUUAAGGAACAAAGACAGAAAGCACAAGUUCUUUUUCAAGAUGAAUCGUCUAUGCAAAACAAAAAAGCGAGCAAGAGAAAGGCGAAUAAUAUCGGCAAGUGGCAAACUGUAGGAGCUUCUCCAUCAAAAAUCGUAAAAAAUAAUGCGCGAACGAAACCUAAAUUACGAGAAAGCCGCUUGAAUUUUGAUGAUAAAGGAACAAACGACAAAACUCGGGAGGAAUCGAAAUCAAAAAUCGCACCACCGCCUGGUUAUGAGACGACGAAGAAUAAUGAUGUAGAUGACAAAAACAGCCAGUAUGAAGUGAACAAUGAUAUUACAGUUUUUGUCAGCAAUUUAGAUUAUACAGCAACUGAAGAUGAAGUAACAGACAUUCUGCAAUCAGUUGGACCGAUAACGUUAGUCAAGAUGGUUAAGGAUUACAAAGGACGUAGCAAAGGAUAUUGCUAUGUACAAUUGAGCAGCGCAGAAGCUGCGAAAGAAGCUUUGAAAUUAGAUAGGACGCCUUUAAAAGGACGUCCUAUGUUUAUCUCAAGAUGCGAUCCUAAUAAGGAUACCAGAGACUCUGGAUUCAAAUUUAAUUCUACACUCGAAAAGAAAAAACUCUUUGUUAGAGGAAUUCCACUUACAAUGACGAAAGAAGAACUCGAAGAAAUAUUCAAAAUUCAUGGAGAUUUGAAGGAGAUUCGUCUGGCUACUUACCGUAAUGGACAUUCAAAGGGUUACGCUUAUGUCGAGUAUCAAGAUGAAGCAACUGCUGCGAGAGCUCUUUUGGCUACUGACGGUACAAAUAUUCAGGGCAAAGUGAUCAGCGUCGCGAUAAGUCGACCACCCGAUCACAAAAAAAAUCGAACAGAGGAAAAUGAGAGACAGAUCAAAUCAUUGGGUGCAACAACGACAAGGCGUACGACAUUCGGUCUGCCCAAGACCUUGCUAUCUAUGGUACCGCGUAAUGUUAAAAUGAGUAGCAGUAACGGUAGCGCGGCUCCAAAUAAAAAUGGAGCCGCACAAUCGAUGGACAAUCAGGAUUUCAAGAAUAUGUUUCUCAAUAAAAAAUAAUUUGAUAUUAUAUAAUCAUGUCGCAAUCUACCAACAUCGCGACCACGUAUUAAUACAACACCAUUUCAUGUGUUAGUAUGUUACAGUAUAUGCUAUUAUAGUGAAUCUGUCUUAUGAUGAAUUAAAAAUUAAUCUGAUAAAAGUGCAAGUACAUAUGAGGUAAAUAUGUAUUGAAAUGUUAAAUGUGUGAUAACUAUGAGAAGUUCUGUAUAUUAAACAGUUGUAUAAAUUGUA